This is a messenger RNA of Ipomoea nil (Japanese morning glory), 2494 nucleotides long. RefSeq lists its product as uncharacterized. Gene Ontology annotation, molecular function: RNA binding. Lineage: Eukaryota; Viridiplantae; Streptophyta; Magnoliopsida; Solanales; Convolvulaceae. The record is from RefSeq and is a predicted model, not a curated record. The transcript has 7 exons. Bases 98 to 2305 code for a protein of 735 amino acids.
AAUUCAGUAAAGACACCAACACCUUCUUCUUCUUCACUUAAACCUCCGUAAAACCCACUGUCUGUCUCAAAGGAGAAAGGAGGGGGAAAGAGCAAAAAUGGCCAUUUCUCAUCUUCUUCAGCUCAAAUCAGCCUCUCAUAUCAACAGAAUAGGAAUUCUAAGAUCUAGAAUACUGUACUCUUCAUUGCCCUCUGAUGGCAACAGCGACAAGAAGCCACAACCGAAGAAGUCAGAACUGGCGAAGCAGCAAAAAGCCCAAGCCGUGGAGUCAUUUGUCAAGAAGUAUAUGGAGGAAAACGAAGGUACGUUUCCAAAAUCAAUGCACGUCCAGAAUGAACUGGGUGGUUCGUGGCAUAAUUUGAAGGGAGUGCUUCAGAUCAUCAAGGAUAAAAUGAUGGGAAAAUUCGAUGAAAGGAAUAGCUCUGGUGCGCUUACCUCUACUUCUGAUCCUGAAGUUUCCAGUGAUAUUCCGUCUCAUAAAGUUGAUAAUAGUGGUGAUGAACGUGAACCUCGAGUUCGUGAGCAAGUAGUUCAAGAAGGUACUACAACCGUUUCUAAUAAUGAUGAACAUGCUAACCCGAGAAUGCCUAGUGUGGAUGAGCAAUCUUCCUCACAGAUAUUUUCAAGAUUAGUGAAAAAUCUUCUGAAUUCUGAAAUAGCAAGGAAGGAAAGUAAUCAGAUAACAGAAAGUGAGGAAACAUUAUCAGACAUUGUUUCGAUGCCAAGUGAAGGUAACCCUUUCAGCCUAAGUACAUAUACAGAGACCGAAAGGGAUAAACAGCCUUUGCUGUCUGAUAAUGCUCAUGAGACGAUAGAGUUAAAACAUCACCUUGUUGACAGCAUAAAGGAUCAAACAGCAGAAAUGAUUGCCAAUUCAAUUAGUGAUGCAUAUAUACCUAGUUUUCAUCAGCAAUCAAGUGAACCUUCCAGGGAUACUGAUGUUCUAAGUUCUGAUAUAGAGGGCUUAAUCGAAUGUGUUAAGUUACUUCCUCAGUCGCCUGUUGAUAGACCUCAGGAAUCUAUAAAUUUUAACAAGAGCGAUCAUAGUAGUAGUAGAACGACAAAAUUUGAGAAGAAAGAAAUAUCCGUAUCUUCAAUGCUUGAUCAAGGAGGUCCGUCACUGGUCAAUAUACUAAAAUCUGAGAAGAAAGCAGGAAGAAGCACAGAUUCUCUCAAUUACCCCUCCAUGGUUGAAAAGAAUGGCAUAGAAGGUCCAUUCACGAAACUUCUUGGAAAUCUGAAUAUCUUGGAUCAGGAAACAAGUUGUUCUGCUGCCCUUCACUGUAACACAUCAAAUGCACAAACACAUGUUCUACCUCUGAGAGACAAUUGUAAUCCGAAUAAGACACUGAAUGCAACUUCUCUUCUGAAGGAGUCUGAUCAAAACAAAGUGAUAGUGAGGUUUUUGCCAAGAAUGGUUGUAUGUGAAGACAUCAUUGGUGCCUUCAAGGAUUAUGGGGAUAUUUCAAAGGUUGAAAUUCCGGGUACUGAAGAUGCUUUCUUUAAGGCUGCCUAUGUUUAUUUCAGGUCGGAUGAAGGAAAGAAGAAAGCACUUGAAGGAACUGAUGUGAAAGUGGGAAGUCGAACAGUAACUGUGGAGGCAGCUUCUUCCUUGAAGGAUGUGACGAGGAAAUCCAUUCCUAAUUUAAUCGGCCUCCCAGAUGUUCCCACUGCCCUAGUAAAGAAUCCCAAGCGAACAGUUCUGAUUAAGAAUUUGGCUCGUGAUACAAGGCCUCAUCAUAUUGAAGACGCUCUUUAUUUCUGCAAAAGCAAGAUAUCUCGAUUUUUCUUGGGUUCAUCAAGAUCUGUUGCUUAUGUGGAAUUCGAGACAGAAGAGGGUAAAGAAAAUGCUCUUACAAGACACUCGAUCAAUGUACUGCAAAGGAGAUUACAAAUCUUUAGAGUGGAUGUCCCGAGAACUACAGUUGUAAGAAUUUCAAACGUGGUCUCCAUACCAAUUAGAAAAGUGAUCGCCCUUUGCAAAUCCUUUGGAAAACUCAGGGGCGUUUCGCAUAGAAGUGAAAACAUAAAGGAUGUGCACUUCAAUCUUGCUGAAUGGCCCAACAUGGCAACGAUUUUAAACAGACUGAACGGGUCUCAAAUAGAUGGUCAACGGUUAGUAGCACAACCGGCACCUGUGUAUCCCCCAGAUGUUCUUCUCGCUCUAUGGAGUCAGCCAGAAGGGAGACGACAUUUAAGAAGCUCAGUUCACAAUCUGCUUAUAAAGCUCAGGGAAAACGAUCCAAGUGAAGCUGAAACUGCAGAACUCGUAAACAGUCUUUUUGAAGACACAGUAGAAAUUUAAUCUAAACUGUAAUAAUACCUUUUAUCUCAUCAAACAUCUGGUUUAUUUAGUUAUACUGUCAUCUCGAUCGUCUCGUCCUAACCUUUCUCCUUUAACAGAUAACUCUCUGGCAGGGCUGCUCUAACCACAUGUCUGCAUGAUAUUUUUGGACAAUGUAAGAUAGAAUCAAAGGUGAUUCAUUCUUUUUUU